Messenger RNA from Melozone crissalis (California towhee), 2700 nucleotides. RefSeq names its product transient receptor potential cation channel subfamily C member 7 (gene TRPC7). The coding region runs from base 63 to 2624 and encodes 853 amino acids. NCBI's taxonomy places the organism in Eukaryota, Metazoa, Chordata, Aves, Passeriformes, Passerellidae. Gene Ontology annotation, biological process: manganese ion transport; regulation of cytosolic calcium ion concentration; calcium ion transmembrane transport. Gene Ontology annotation, molecular function: protein binding; store-operated calcium channel activity; inositol 1,4,5 trisphosphate binding. Gene Ontology annotation, cellular component: cation channel complex; membrane. The transcript is spliced from 12 exons. The record is from RefSeq and is a predicted model, not a curated record.
GCACCGCGGACAGCGCCCCGCGGCCACGGCCGCCCGCUGAACGGAGCCCGCCCGACGCGCUCAUGUUGAGACACAGCAAUUCUAAAGACAUGCAUCGGAGGCACGCCACCCUUCGGGAGAAGGGCCGGCGCCAGGCCAUCCGGGGCCCUGCCUACAUGUUCAACGAGAAAGGCACCAGCCUCACCGCAGAGGAGGAGCAUUUCCUGGACUCCGCAGAGUAUGGCAACAUUCCUGUCGUGCGGAAAAUGCUGGAGGAAUCCAAAACUUUGAACUUCAAUUGCGUCGAUUACAUGGGACAGAACGCCCUCCAGCUGGCCGUGGGGAACGAGCACCUGGAAGUGACAGAGCUGCUCCUCAAGAAGGAGAACCUGGCCCGAGUUGGGGAUGCCCUUCUGUUGGCCAUCAGCAAAGGGUACGUGCGCAUCGUGGAGGCGAUCCUGAACCACCCGGCCUUUGCGCAGGGACAGCGCCUCACGCUCAGCCCCCUGGAGCAGGAGCUGAGGGACGAUGACUUCUACGCCUACGAUGAAGAUGGAACUCGCUUCUCCCACGACAUUACCCCCAUCAUCCUUGCUGCCCACUGCCAGGAGUAUGAAAUUGUUCACAUCUUACUACUCAAAGGUGCACGGAUUGAAAGGCCGCAUGACUAUUUUUGCAAGUGCAAUGAAUGUAUGGAAAAGCAGAGGAAAGACUCCUUUAGCCACUCUCGCUCAAGAAUGAAUGCCUACAAGGGAUUAGCCAGUGCUGCUUAUUUGUCUCUGUCCAGUGAAGACCCUGUCCUUACUGCUCUAGAGCUUAGCAAUGAACUGGCCAGGCUAGCCAACAUUGAAACUGAAUUUAAGAAUGACUAUAGGAAGUUAUCUAUGCAAUGCAAGGACUUUGUUGUGGGGGUGCUGGACCUGUGCAGAGACACUGAAGAGGUGGAGGCCAUUCUGAAUGGAGAUGUGAACAUCCACCUGUGCCCUGAGCACCACCGGCCGAGUCUGAGCAGGAUUAAACUUGCUAUUAAAUACGAGGUCAAAAAGUUCGUUGCUCACCCCAACUGCCAGCAGCAAUUGCUCACCAUGUGGUACGAAAACCUCUCAGGCCUACGGCAGCAAUCCAUAGCUGUGAAGUUCCUGGCUGUUUUUGGGGUCUCCAUCGGGCUGCCCUUCCUUGCCAUAGCCUACUGGAUUGCUCCCUGCAGCAAGCUGGGACGUACCCUUCGAAGCCCUUUCAUGAAGUUUGUGGCUCAUGCAGUUUCCUUCACAAUCUUCCUGGGACUGUUAGUGGUGAACGCCUCCGAUCGGUUUGAAGGGGUCAAAAAUCUCCCCAACGAGACCAUCACGGAUCAUCCAAAGCAAAUAUUCAGAGUCAAAACAACCCAGUUCUCAUGGACAGAAUUGCUGAUCAUGAAGUGGGUAUUGGGUAUGAUAUGGUCGGAGUGCAAGGAGAUCUGGGAAGAGGGUCCCCGUGAAUAUGUGGUGCAUCUCUGGAACCUGCUGGACUUUGGGAUGCUGUCCAUCUUUGUGGCAUCAUUCACUGCCAGGUUCAUGGCUUUUCUCAAAGCCUCUGAGGCACAACAGUACGUAGAUCAGUACGUUCAGGAUGAUGACCUCAAUAAUGUCACCCUUCCCCCUGAAGUUGCUUACUUUACCUAUGCCAGGAACAAGUGGCUCCCCUCGGAUCCCCAGAUCAUUUCAGAAGGCCUGUAUGCCAUAGCUGUGGUACUCAGCUUCUCCCGCAUUGCUUACAUUCUUCCAGCCAACGAAAGCUUCGGCCCCUUGCAGAUCUCUCUGGGCAGGACCGUGAAGGACAUCUUCAAGUUCAUGGUCAUCUUCAUCAUGGUGUUCCUAGCCUUCAUGAUUGGGAUGUUCAACCUUUACUCUUACUACCUUGGUGCAAAGUACAACCCCGCGUUUACAACGGUAGAAGAAAGUUUUAAAACCUUAUUCUGGUCAAUAUUUGGCUUAUCUGAAGUGAUAUCUGUGGUGCUGAAGUAUGACCAUAAAUUCAUUGAGAAUAUUGGAUAUGUACUCUAUGGAGUAUAUAACGUGACUAUGGUGGUUGUGCUGCUUAACAUGUUAAUAGCCAUGAUCAACAACUCCUAUCAGGAAAUUGAGGAGGACGCGGAUGUGGAGUGGAAGUUUGCACGUGCCAAGCUCUGGCUAUCCUACUUUGAUGAAGGAAGGACUUUACCUGCUCCUUUUAAUCUAGUGCCAAGCCCUAAAUCAUUUUAUUAUCUCAUACUGAGAAUAAAAAUGUGCCUCAUAAAACUCUGCAAAUCUAAGGCCAAAAACUGUGAAAAUGACCUUGAGAUGGGGAUGCUGAACUCCAAAAAACGGAAAGUUCGUUUUCACUCUAGCAUUCAGAACACAGAGAGUUUUUCUGGGAAGAACGCUUACACCAAGCCCACGAGAUACCAGAAGAUAAUGAAGCGUCUGAUCAAGCGCUACGUGCUGAAGGCUCAGGUUGACCGGGAAAAUGACGAGGUCAAUGAAGGAGAACUUAAAGAAAUCAAACAAGAUAUUUCCAGUCUCCGCUAUGAACUCUUAGAGGAAAAGUCCCAAGCUACUGGUGAGCUGGCCAAACUAAUACAGCAGCUGAGUGACAAGUUUGGGAAGACCUUAAAUAAGGACAUUUGAUGGAGAAUACAGAGAAAGACAACUUGUUUUCUAAACAUUGUUCAUUCUCAACCAGCAUCUAAGGAGGGCAGAAAAC